GAGGAACCGCCGGCGUCGCAGCGGGCAGCGGCUGCCGCGGGCGCCAGGGCGGCGGUGCCCGCGGUGGGCUUCGUGUCCGGCGAGGCCGGCUUGGCGGCGGCGUUGUCCCUGCAGGCCCUCCAAGCGGUCGCGGGCGACGCGCCGGAGGAGCCCGCAGGCGGGCCGCCCGAGUCGGCGAGAUCCGACGGCGCACCCGCGGGCGCGCCGCCGGCCCCCGAGCAGCCGGAGGCGGAGGCCUCGCCUGGCGAGCGGCCCGAGGCAGACGCCGCCGAGGCCUCCCGCUCGGCGUCGCCUGGCGGGAGCGCCGCCAAGCGCGCCCUGUUGGAGGGCCUCCGCUCGGGCAAGGUCGCCAGCAUCCUCGACGCCGCCGAGGCCGAGGCCGAGGAGGCGCCGCCGUCGUCCUCGAGGUCGCAGCGCCUGCCCCAGUACGCACUGGCGGCCGGCUCGAAGACGGUGGAGCAUUUGAAGG
Prorocentrum cordatum is the source of this 469-nucleotide messenger RNA. The record is from the annotation of a GenBank genome assembly. Lineage: Eukaryota; Dinophyceae; Prorocentrales; Prorocentraceae.